CACUCCUUCAACCGUUGCCUUGAAGGCGAAGUUCAACACGGCUUCGGACCGUCUUGAAGUCUUCCUCGAUGCGUAUGCCAAUCCCGACAAACUACGCGCUUCCGUUGCGAAAGCAACCUCCUCGAAGCUGGAAGAGCUCCUGCAGAUCUUCGUCACCUCCUUUGAAACUUUCUGCGAAACCUUCCCCGCUUCUCCCGACAACAGCCUUCCUGACGAGAUCUCCUCAGCAUCGAAACGAUCCGCUGAUCUCAUGGCAAGGUCCGACAGAUUGUCGAUCACCCUCGAGUCCAUCUUCCUCGAAAAUUCUUCUCAAAUCGCCGUUCCGACCAACAAAACGGAGAAGUCAAACAAACUACCGAAAGUUGAACUUCGUUCGUUUGACGAAGUUAAUCCUGAAAUCUGGUUCGACCAACUCGCUCUCCAGAUGCGAGCCGCCAAAAUUACUGACGAACACCAUCAGUUUGCGACGUUGACAAGAUUCCUGGACUCAAACCAAUCUUUAUUCAUCUCUCCAGUCCUGAAAUCAAACGAAUCAUCUCCUUACUCGGCAGCAAAGAAACUUCUUCUUCAACAAUACUCACUCUCAAAAAUUCAACGUCUCCGGAAGGCAAUCUUUGAUGAGAAGCGUGGAUCCGAAGAAAAAACUUCGCACCUCCUUUCAAGACUGGAGCCCUUGUUGAAAGACACUGGUAUUGACGAAUUAAAAAAAUUCUUGCUUCUUUCUUCCCUGCCCGAUACAGUGAAGGAGCACGUUGCAACCAAGUUCGAUUCUGCUUCCGUCUCCGAUUUUUCAAAAGAAUGCGAUGCCCUUCUCGACAUCCGCCAAAACAAGGAAGCCGGAACGGUCUCAGUCUCAACGGUCUGGAACACAAAAAACAUCGGUAAGAAUUCAAAAAGAGGAAAAAGAUCCGAUAACUCUAAAAACAGAAGACCCUGCACGUCACAUCUGGCUUACGGAUCCCAAGCAAGGACAUGCCGUGGCCCUUCGUGCCCAAACUGGUCAGAAGAUUUACAGCAG
Molecule: messenger RNA, 1018 nt
Organism: Paramuricea clavata
Lineage: Eukaryota; Metazoa; Cnidaria; Anthozoa; Malacalcyonacea; Plexauridae
Source: the annotation of a GenBank genome assembly